This is a messenger RNA of Amphimedon queenslandica, 2010 nucleotides long. RefSeq names its product serine/threonine-protein kinase RIO3-like. Gene Ontology annotation, biological process: regulation of apoptotic process; protein phosphorylation. The coding region runs from base 178 to 1875 and encodes 565 amino acids. Gene Ontology annotation, molecular function: protein serine/threonine kinase activity; ATP binding; protein binding. NCBI's taxonomy places the organism in Eukaryota, Metazoa, Porifera, Demospongiae, Haplosclerida, Niphatidae. The record is from RefSeq and is a predicted model, not a curated record. The transcript has 10 exons.
UAAAUAGAGCGCGGUUGCACCAUCACAAGAAAGACUGUGUGUUUCUCCAUUUCUCAGCAAAUUUGAGCUUAUAAAAGAGCAUACACUCGACCCAGCAGCAACUACAGGUGACUCCUUCUAACAAAGCAGCAGAUUCCAAAGACUAGGAGUGUUUUUAAAUCAAGUCAUCGCUCAGAAAUGGAUUCAGGACUGAAUACCCUCUCCCCACACAAACCAACUCCUACUAAGAGUCCUUGGGGUUCUCCGAUGCCAGCCACACCCACUUGCUCUCUGGCAUCAGUAAUGGAUGAAGAACUGGCUCGGUCCUUUCAAGCAGAGGAGGAAAAACUUUUAAAGAAAGAGAUGGAGAGACCUGUUCCUAGUGUUAGUCCAGUUGGCAAUGAAGAACUGCCCAUCAACGGUGGAGGGGCAGAGUCUACUGAUAGUGACUUCCUUUUGGCUCAAAUGUUGCAGCUGGAAUUUGAUAAGGAGCACGACCGUCAGCUAACAGCCGAAGAGAAACACUACAACAAGCAAAGCAGAGUUAAAAUUUCAUUUGAUAAUUAUCGUUCAUUGCAUCCUGCUUACCUCAAUCAUCAGGAAGAGGAGGAGGAAGAAGUAGUUGAUGAUGAAUACGAGAUGACCGUGAGAAUCCCUCGAAGCAGCGGAAGGAAGAAAGGCGUGUCACCAGGACAACCAACAAAACACGACUCAAAAAUAUGCGGACAAAAGAAUGUGAGGAAUAUGGAGAAGUUUCCUCCUGAUUUUCCAAUGGGUGACGUUCAGCCAGGACUCUGUCUAGACAACAGUGUGUUUAACGUGUUGAAGGAACACUCCAUGAGAGAAGAGAAACAGAGUCAACGUCACCACGAGAAGAAGGAGCACUCAACUCAAGAGCACGUACUGGAUCCAAAGACAAGACUGAUGCUUUUCAAAAUGGUGGACAGCGGUAAACUGGGCGAAGUUAACGGGUGCCUCAGUACAGGGAAAGAGGCAGCUGUGUAUCACGCUGAAGGAGGAGGAGAGUUGGAGGAUGGUACAGCAGUGCCUGAUGAAUGUGCUAUUAAGAUAUUCAAGACGACACUCAACGAGUUCUUUAGACGUGACAAAUACAUCAAGGAAGACUAUCGGUUCAAGAACAGGUUUGGGAAGCAAAACCCGAGGAAGAUUGUGAGACUGUGGGCCGAGAAAGAAAUGCAUAAUUUGAAAAGGUUACAUUCUCAUGGUAUACAUUGUCCUAAGGUUGUACUAUUAAAGAAACACGUGCUAGUGAUGAGUUUCAUUGGGAAGGACCAGAUACCGGCCCCUAAACUCAAGGACUCACAACUCACUCAAGAUCAACUCAAAAGCGCCUACCAUCAAUGCGUACAGACGAUGGAGAAAAUGUACAACGAUUGUCAUCUUGUCCACGCUGACCUCAAUGAGUUCAACAUGCUUUGGUUCGAGGGACGUGUCUACAUCAUUGACGUGAGCCAAUCUGUAGAACCCUCUCACCCUCAUGGGCUAGAGUUCUUACUCAGGGACUGUAAGAACGUCUCUACUUAUUUCUCUAAGAAAGGGCUGGCAGAGACUCUCUCACAUCAAGACUUGUUUAAUAAGAUAACGGGACUAGGGAUUAGCGCUGUGGACGAUCAGGAGUUUCUAACACAAAUACGUGCUUACACCCAAAGGCAGCAGCUGCUUGAUGUCAUUUAUGACAAGAAGGAGCCGUACCCGUUCGACUUCUUCUUUGAAGAGACGAUGAACAGCAGACAAGACAACAGCGGAUCCAUUGGAGUCGACGUGAAAAGAGGAAAGAAGGACUUAAACGAAUCGAAGAGCUCAGAGUCAAACGAAGAGGAAGUGUUAUCAGAAACGGAAGAGGAGACUGAUAGUGAUAGUACUGAUGAGGACUGAGUCAUUUAACAUUACACACAAAUAAACAUAAAUCAAAUAAAGCUACAGAUAUAUAUCUAUAUUAUAUUUUAUCUUUUAUUAUUACAUUACGCUAUUGUAUGCAAGUUUAGCGAGUCAUUUGUACUUUUCAUUUAA